CACUUCCUAUCUACGCGACACGUUCUCUCGGGAACCGUUUCCUGCUGACGUUCUGUUUACUCUUUCAUUUUAAUGGAUUUGAUUUCUCAAACAGAAGAACUUCUGCAGCCUGUCUUAAUUAACCGCUAAUAAAAUAAUGGGGAGGUGUGCACGAUGCGCUCUACUUUGUUAAUACAUUGUAUUUGCGCACGAGCUCCGUUGCUGAUAGUGAGGACGUUACAAGAAAACAGUCUCGUGCUUUCCUAACGAUAUCACUUCUCUUUACCACUAGAGUUGCUUCAAACGGUGGCAGGGUGGUGAAAUUUCAGGUUUGAGGGUUGUGUUUGUUGCUUCGAGAUGGCUGGGGGCAUCACAGAAUCAGGGGAGCCUUACUCACCAUUUGUUGGCCUGGUGUACAUGUUCAAUCUAAUUGUUGGCACUGGUGCCCUGACCAUGCCCAAGGCCUUUGCAGCAGCUGGCUGGGUAGUCAGCGUCUCCCUCAUCACAUUUUUGGCUUUUAUGAGUUUCAUGACCACCACGUUUGUGAUUGAAGCCAUGGCUGCUGCCAAUGCCCAACUACGCUGGAAGAGGAGAGAACAGGAAGAGAUUAAUGACAGCGACUCCAGCUCGGACUAUUCAGAUGAUGAGGUCACUAUCCGGGGACGUUCGGAACCUGUCGAGACGCGGCCCAUUCUCUCUGUCCAGCGUGCCUCGAAUAUAGACCACUUUGACAUUGUCGAGAGGGUCGAGAUGGGACAAAUGGCCUCCAUGUUUUUUAAUAAAGUUGGCGUCAACAUGUUCUACAUCUGCCUAAUCGUGUACCUGUACGGAGACCUGGCCAUUUAUGCUGCUGCUGUACCUGUAUCACUGAUGGAGGUCGCUUGUGGGAAUCACUCGUGCAGUGCUGGGAGUGUGAAAUACAAUGAUACCGAGUCAUGCUGGGGCCCUGUAAGACGCAAAGACGCCUACAGAGUGUUUCUGGGUGUCUUCACACUGUUUUUGGGGCCCUUCACCUUUUUUAAUGCGCAGAAGACCAAAUACCUCCAGAUCGUCACCUCUGUAAUGAGAUGGAUUGCAUUCACCAUGAUGAUCAUCCUGGCUUUGAUUCGCAUUGGCAAGGGACACGGUGAGGGCCGCCCAUCUGUGGCUCAGGUCUCGGGUGUACCCAACCUCUUCGGGGUCUGUGUCUACUCCUUCAUGUGCCAGCACUCACUGCCCUCACUCGUGACGCCCAUCUCCAACAAGCAGCGCAUGAGCGCCCUGGUCAUGGCCGACUACAUCCUCAUCCUGUGCUUCUACGCCCUGCUGUCCCUCACAGCCAUAUUCUGCUUCGACAGCGCUCUCCUGCGUGACAUGUACACUUUAAACUUCACAGAUAACUGUGACGUUUUGGGCAUUCCAGUGUUGCGCUACUUCCUGGGCCUCUUUCCCGUCUUCACCAUUAGCACCAACUUUCCCAUAAUAGCCGUCACACUACGCAACAACUGGAAAACUCUCUUCCAUCGCGAUGGCGGCACGUACCCUUGGGUGGUGGACCGUAUCGUCUUCCCACUCAUUACUCUAGUGCCGCCCAUUAUCGUGGCCUUCUGUACUCACGAUCUGGAGUCGCUUGUGGGUAUUACUGGAGCAUAUGCCGGAACGGGCAUUCAGUAUAUGAUCCCGGCUUUUCUGGUGUAUUUCAGUCGGCGUCAUCUAGAGCCCGUGUUGGGAAGGGAUGCUGUAAAUAAGCACCGGUCACCUUUCCAUCAUGCUUUCUGGGUUUGGUUUGUGAUAUUGUGGGCAACGUUCUGUUUAAUGUUUGUAACGGCUAAUAUUGUCCUUACAGAAACCAAGAACUGAGUAUAAAAGCAGAUUUGUUUUGUCAA
Messenger RNA from Rhinichthys klamathensis goyatoka, 1844 nucleotides. RefSeq names its product transmembrane protein 104 (gene slc38a12). NCBI's taxonomy places the organism in Eukaryota, Metazoa, Chordata, Actinopteri, Cypriniformes, Leuciscidae. The record is from RefSeq and is a predicted model, not a curated record. The transcript has 10 exons. Bases 337 to 1818 code for a protein of 493 amino acids.